This is a messenger RNA of Plasmodium gonderi, 834 nucleotides long. RefSeq names its product variable surface protein. Bases 1 to 834 code for a protein of 277 amino acids. The transcript has 3 exons. NCBI's taxonomy places the organism in Eukaryota, Apicomplexa, Aconoidasida, Haemosporida, Plasmodiidae. The record is from RefSeq and is a predicted model, not a curated record.
AUGGAGAGUACAAAGGUAUACAUAAAUUAUUAUAAUCUAAAUUUCAACUAUGGAUUUUUGAAAUAUUUUCCUGAAUACGAACAAAUCAUGGAUGAAUGUACCAAAAACCCUGAAGAUAAUUUUAUAGGUGUAUGUAAUUCUUCAGAAUACGACGGUUUAACAUUAUAUGCACCCAAUAUACAUGCAGAAUGCCCCACCAUUAUGUCAUAUUUAUAUAAAAUAAAUUAUAAUAAAGAUUACGCUUUUAGUGAACUCGGUUGUAAAUACUUGUAUUAUUGGUUAUACCGUUAUCUUCUUCUGGAAAAAUAUAAAAACAGUGUCUUUACGAUUUAUCAUAUGUUGCUCUCAUUAAAUAUAUCAGUUUUUCAAGGAAAAGAAACAAAAAACAUUCUUAGGCCAUUAUUUAAAGAUGAAGAUCUUAAAAAGCUCACUGCUGUAUAUGAAUUAAACAAAACCCUUCAUUUUGUAAAUAUUAAUUGUGAACCUGAAAAUGAUAAUGAGUUUUGUAGUGAAGUAGAAGGUAUUAUGGGUAAAUAUAAUCUACAAAAGAAAACGCCAGUUCAUGAAUCUUUCCAGGGCAUAGUAUCAUCCACCUGCCGAACAAAUAUUGCAGUUCCCAUUUCCAUCACAAUAAUUGUUAUGUUAUUAGCAUGUCUUUUUUUAUUCGUUGUAUUGAAGUUUACAUCAUUUGGUUCUUGGAUACGCCGUGAAAUACAAAGGAAAAGAUACAUCUGGGAUAAUACAUAUGAAGAAAAAAACAUUUUCGAUGAAUCGGAAAUGUUCAACACUUCAUUAAAAAAUAUUGAACAUAAUAUUUUAUACAAUUCUUACUAA